Molecule: messenger RNA, 2096 nt
Organism: Musa acuminata AAA Group (dessert banana)
Lineage: Eukaryota; Viridiplantae; Streptophyta; Magnoliopsida; Zingiberales; Musaceae
Exons: 1
Coding region: 16-879 (287 amino acids)
Source: RefSeq, a predicted model, not a curated record
UUCGUCCCCGUAACCAUGACGAGGGACAUGACGACACGAUCCUCUUCUGCUUCGCUCGCCCUCCUUCCGUUGUCGCCACCAAAUGGUCCAACCCUCAACAACGCCACCCCGUCAACGUUAUCCAUUCCUACGUUGUCCAUCCCUCGCAGGUCCACCCGCUUCACCGUUUCUUCCCCACGUCUCCUGACUUCCACACCUUUGGCUGUAGCCGUGUCAGCCUUCGAAUUGCUGACAGCCGUACCCAAUCCCACGCUGUCGCUGACUCAGCUCGCCGUAAACGCGGAUAAGCUCUCCACUUCAAUUCGGAUUCCCAUGGUUUUCAACACCUCUAUAUAUCAAUUCGUUCGGAAGUUUUCGAUUGACAUCCCACUUAACCUCACCUCGAACAACUUAUUCUCGCCUUGUGUGCCCAUGAUAUCGUCGUCCACCCUCGCUUUCCCCACGCUUCGCAUCCGGAGCCCCUCCCUCCCGUCUUCGUCGUCGUCGUCCUCAUCUUCCCGUCCUAGCCGUCGCCUACUCUGGCCCCGCUGCGCAACGACUGCGGUGCCACCGCCGGCAGCUGCAGCGACGCUCUACGACGUCCUCGGGAUCCCUGCCAGCGCCACGGUCGGGGAGAUCAAGGCGGCGUACCGGCGGCUUGCGCGGGUGUGCCACCCAGACGUGGCCGCGGCUAGCAGGGCCGCGCCCGCGGACGAGUUCAUUCGGGUCCAUGCCGCCUACGCCACGCUCACCGACCCGGAGAAGCGCGCAGAGUACGACCGCAGGGUAAUGGCAGCGGCCGCGCCGUCGAUGGCGUCCGCGACCGUGGGGCGGCGGCCCGCGGGGCCGUUCUACUCCUCAAGUCCACGUCGGAUGUGGGAGACAGACCAGUGCUGGUAGCUUGGCAGAAGCGGAUUGGAUAGAAUAAGUACGAGAUAUCCGAUCUCCAUAGUGGGAUAAUAUGAUUUAUGCUGAUUUUUUUUCCUCUUUGAAAAAUGUAGAUAUUUAGAAUUUUUAAUAUAUAUUAGAUACGAUACGUAUCUUAAAUCUAGUCUUAACUCUUACGACUGGAUGAUAUCUUGUCGAUUUCCAUUCAUGUUGCGACAAGAAUCUCGGGAAAGCAACGGCAGACUCUAACAGGGAUUCCGCGCCCAACGUAGAAUCUCUUUCACAUUAAAAACUUGAAGAAAAUUGACCGCAAUUCACAAGCAGAUCUGCUUAAUUUCUUCUUGAAGAACUGCGGCAACGGGAUUAUGAUGCCGUAGAGAGAGAGAGAGAGAGAGAGAGAGAGAGAGAGAGAGAGAGAGAGUAAAAAGUAUCUAGAUCAUUUUGGCUGAUGUUUUGAUUAAAAAAGAAAAAUAGUAUCAUUAAUAUGUGAGACUAAAAAGAAUAAAAAUAUGAUCCUUAAUAUAGAAAAUGAAAAAAUGUCCCUAGAAUCUAAGGGAUGAGAAAGUUGAUGGCAGGAAGCUUCAGACACACUUAUAUCAACUAGAGUUUCUUAAUUGUAUCAUUUUAAGAUACUAAUGCUAAGUAGAAUUUUCAUAUCUCUAUUCUAAUGGUCAAGAUAAUUGAAUCUAAAUGACAUGUCUAACCUUAGAUUUAGAUGGACUUUUGAAAUAUAAUUGAUCUCAAAGGGAUAUUAUUGUAAGUUCACCCACAAAAAAGCACAAAUUUUGGGUACAUUUCAUUUUUUAUGCCUCUCGAGCUCACGAAGAACAAGGAGAGCUACCAACGGAGACUUGGCGCAGUGGUGGCGGCGGCAAGUGAGGGAUCGAGGAAAUAACUGGAAGCAACGAGGGUUACAGAGACGGCAGGUGGAUCCGCGCACACUAUUCGAGGCCGUGCAAGAUGAAGCGGAGGGUCCUCGUCGCGCUCCUCGCCCUCGCCGUCGUUCUUCUCGUCUUCUCCGUCGUUCACAAGGAGGUCUAAGCCGUUCCUCCGUCUCUUUCGGCUCCACUGCCCUCCUUGCCUUUUAUUCCCCUUUAGGAUCUUGAAUUAUAUGUUUUCUCUGCUAAUUUUUGUUUUCGAUUUCACUUGAACUUGAUGCCUGGACAUGCGCUCUGUCAUAAUUCUUGAUCUUGGUGGUGAAUUUGACCAAUGAUUUGGGUUAUCGUGAA